Molecule: messenger RNA, 4116 nt
Organism: Acanthopagrus latus (yellowfin seabream)
Lineage: Eukaryota; Metazoa; Chordata; Actinopteri; Spariformes; Sparidae
Product: G-protein coupled receptor 61-like
Exons: 2
Coding region: 494-1897 (467 amino acids)
Biological process (GO): G protein-coupled receptor signaling pathway
Cellular component (GO): endosome; plasma membrane; signaling receptor complex
Molecular function (GO): G protein-coupled receptor activity
Source: RefSeq, a predicted model, not a curated record
CCAGAGAGUGAACUGGUGUCUUUGCAAGAAUUUACAUCAGCAUCGCUCGAGAAAAACCUCUGCUGCACACAGCCGAAGUCAGCCGGGGAGGAGGAUGCACGAGGCACAUCAAGGGAUGGGAAGAGAGACGGGCUUGUGUGGUGGGAAGUGCCUCAGCAGCAUCCACAAGGCACAGUGAUUGAUGUCCACUGUGUACCUCAGCAGUGGGAGCUACACCAGGUUUUCAUCCUCAGUGACCAAAAGCAGCAGACAGCUGCAUCAGGAAACACUGUGAUUCAGGGUGGUUGUGACUGACGGCAGACUUGAAGACUCUCUAAACGGACAGGAAUCAUAAGGUCUGACCCUCCUGCUGAUCACACCAUCACCCUCCCGACCACAAGGCAGCUUUUGACCUCAUUUUCAAGCCGCUGUUUUCUGGCCGUACUUCCUGGCUUUGAAGGAUGGGUGAUGGGCCUGUGACUGAUCUUGCCCGCCUGCUUCAUCCCACCCUUCAAUGGAGCCAACGUGGAACUCCUCCCAGCCACCUCCACAGCUCAUGUCCAACAUGUCUGCCUCGUCUCUGCCCGAGGGCUGGGCUCUGUCCCAGUCGCUAGCCCUGCUGGCCAUGCUGCUCAUGGAUCUGCUGGCUGUGGUGGGUAACGUGGCUGUCAUGGCGGUCAUUGCCAAGGCCCCACAGCUCCACAAGUUUGCCUUCGUCUUCCACCUAUGCGUGGUGGACCUGCUGGCAGCCCUGGUGCUGAUGCCCCUCGGCAUGCUCUCCAGCCGAGCAUUCUUUGGGGAGGCCUUGUGCCGGAGCUACCUCUUUCUCAGCGUGUGCCUGGUUAGCGCUGCCAUCCUCUCUAUCUCCGUCAUCAAUGUGGAGCGUUACUACUACGUCAUACACCCGAUGCGUUACGAAGUAAAGAUGACUGUUGGUCUGGUAGCGUCAGUGCUGGUGGGGAUAUGGGUCAAGGCCCUGGCCAUGUCUGCUCUGCCGCUGCUCGCUUGGUUCCUGCAAGGUGGAAGGGCUCCUCUUCUGGAGAGUAGUGCAGUUGGGGGAGGAGAAGGUGGGGCAGUCCCAUCUCCCCCCACUCAGGGUCACAGGCGCUGCUCCUUACACUGGACAGGAGGAGGGUCGAACCGCUUGGCCUUCAUGGUCCUGUUUACUCUGGUGUAUUUCCUGUGUCCACUACUGGUCAUUCUCGUUGUGUACUGCAAUAUGUUCAAGGUGGCUCGGGUCGCAGCCAUGCACCACGGGCCACUGCCUACCUGGAUGGACACACCUCGUCGCCAGCGGUCUGAAUCCCUCAGCAGCCGUUCCACGAUGGUUACCAGCUCUGGGACGGGCACGGGGACAGGCAGAGCCACUCCACAGCGCCCCUUUGGGGGAGGAAAGGCUGCAGCGGUGUUGGCAGCAGUAGGCGGGCAGUUCCUUUGCUGCUGGCUGCCCUACUUUACUUUCCACCUGUAUUCAGCACUGGCUGCCAGCCCUCCAGCCACAUUAGCCUCUCUAGAGGAAGUGGUCACCUGGAUUGGCUACUUCUGCUUCACCUCUAAUCCUUUCUUCUACGGCUGUCUCAACAGGCAGAUCCGGGAGGAGUUGGGCAAGCAUCUGCCUUGUCUGUUUCGUCGAGCAGGGCUCGAGAUGGAGGACAGACUGCCCAGCCGUGAAGGAUCCAUAGAGGAGAAUUUCCUCCAGUUUCUUCAGGGCACCGGCUGCAACUUGGAUCCACAAAACUCUCACAGCACCUCGAGUCCUAAAGGGGAGGCCUGCUGCCCCGUGUCUCAGUCCCAACCAGUGGAGCCAGCACAGCCCAUCCCCAUUGAUUUUCGUAUCCCUGGACAAAUUGCAGAGGACACUUCAGAGUUUACUGAGAGUGAACAGGUGAAAAAUAACCACAUGUAUACAGACAAUUAAGUUUUUCUUCAUUUCCUGAAAAGUAAUUUUGAUCAUUCAGAUAAAAAAAAAACUGUUUCAGGAAUUAGUUCGGUGAAAACAUGUUCUUCGAAUCAUUGCACUUUGCCUCGUCAGAUUUCAUCCUCCAACAGUCACGAUGAUGAUAUUUAUUACAUGCAGUUGUUUGUGAACAGGGACUUUACUGCUAGAUUUAAAAAAAAAAAAAUCCACACAACCGCUCAGCUCUGUACAGUUAAUGACUCAGUGAAUUAAUAUUGAUGUGACUUGUUGAAGCCUUUUUGAAAAAAAAAAAAGAAGAUGUUAAUCAUGUAUUUGAUUCUACAAAAGUAUCUGAAUAGUUUUCAGAGUUUAAUGUUUUCAGAAUAUUAAAUUAGGGAGCACAUGCUGAAAAACACUGGCUCCCUCUCGAUGACUGACUGUGUUCUUGCGCAGCAAAGCUCUGCUGUCAGCCAAAUUGCCUUUGGUAUUCUGAAAUGAAGAUUAAAUGGUUCCAUACACAAACUGACACUGUAUUUGCAACUGCCAAAUCAAUCAUUUUUUUGAAAAGAGUUUUGUAAAUUACUGCAAGAGAAGUCACGUCAAAGAAGACAGCAAUAAAACACACAAAAUUAGUAUUUAGGGGAUCCACUGAGGGAAAAGCACUACUGUCACUUUUGAUUGGUAGUUGGACUUUCAUCAGCGAGAAUGCCACUCUGAACCCUGAUGCCAAUCCGAUUAUAAACAAGUUGUUUACAGAAAACCAUCUGUUUUUUUUUCUUCUCCUCACUCUUCGGUGCUUGUUUUAAAGGUCCAGUUUGUAGGAUGGGAGGAUCUACUGGCAGAAUAUGAUUUUCAUAAUUAUGUUGUCAUCAUCGUUUAAGCGCAUAAAAGUAAGAAUUACUAAAGAUUUAGCUCUUUAUAUUUCCAGAGGGUAUGGAGGACGGAUGUUGCCCCAAAAAUAUAUCUCUGCUUUAAUACUAUAAUGGAAAUGGGAAUGGGAAAGUAAAUAAAUUGUUAAAUUAAUACAAUGGUAAAUAAAUGCAGAGGCAAAUUAAGACAUGAAUUUCAAAUAAUGUGCUACCAGUUUUAAAUUGUAUAUUUUUGGUGCAUUAAAGGACAUACCAAUUUAUUUAUUUAUCUUAUUUAUAGACAAUAUUUUUUUUAUUCUUCAUUUGGCAGUUUUUCACAUUCCUAGGGGGGAGACGAAGGGUAUUUUGUUUGUUGCAAUCCUCAACCUCACUGCUAGAUGCCACUAUAUUCUACACUGGACAUUUAACACGUUGUUGUUUUUUUUAAUUUCCUAAAAACAAUCCAGAUCUGUUGUGACUCAGUUAAAGUUGACUUAUCUCAUCUGAAGGGGUUGCCCAGCUUUCUGCCAUGUGAUGUGUUUAUCAGUAUAUUUGGACAUAGAUCUUAAAAAUCAGCAUUCUCUUGAUCAGUGCAUUGCAUUCAAAUAUGAUUCUUACAUUUGUUAAAUGUAAAACUAUAUCAUUUCUGAUGUGUGUGUUUAACUCCCUUUUUCUUUUUAUGAGGGAGUUUGAGCACUUGUUAUGAAUUUCCUCUCUAGAAGGCUGAUGUAAUUUGACACGUAUGCAGUAACUGUCUUCUUUGUUGUUGUUUUUUUUUAUUCUGAAGAAGAAUAUGCUUAGAUUUCUUUUCACUCCCCUGCUCAUCAGGUUUUUUUUUUACCUCACAUGCAGGAAAAAAAAAGUUGUACAGUCCUGCUCAGUUCAAGACGAGUGUGACUCCUGCCCGCUUCUGAUGUUGCGAGGAGGCUACAGCAGGUGUGAAUUUUUCAAGAGGUUUUUAUUAGAAGGUGUAGACUUUGCCAAGUUUUUCAGCUUGAGUUUGAUGAUGAGAUAAAGUAGUAUUUUCAAAACAAAGUCUUUCGGGAUAAAUAUCACAAACUAAGGGUGGAAGUGUUUGGUUGAAAUGACAGAUUAUUUCUAAUGUGAAUACAGGGUUUUUAAGAUAUUUCUUUUCCCAAUGGCUGUUUUUGAGUGACGAUGCCAAUCCAAAAUCGAGAGCUGGUUGCGCUUGAUAUUUUCUUUCCAUCACGUCUAAAUAUCCCAAACUGUGAAUGAUGCUGAACAUUUGUGCUAGGAUUUUCACCUGUUCAGAGAUUGUUUUUUAUGCUGUGAUUAAAAUAAAAAGAAUGACUUCCACUGUACUGCAAUGAUACAAAUGUUUAGAAAAAUACAUGGCUAAAGGUUGAGUGCGAGAUACUGUUGUAAUAAAGA